CGUCUAGCGAUUCCGUCUGAGAAACGGACGCGGACGUUUAUCGGACGUUGUUAUGCGUUUCUCAGCUGGUUUUCAGCUGGUUUACAGACGUAUAUAGACGUUCAUAGACGUUGACAGACGGAGCUGGCCGUUUUAGACUUUGGACAUGUUCAAAGUUUCCAACGUCCAGCUAACGAUCGCGAUGGACGGUUCUCAAACGUUACUCACACGUUUGUUGGCCGUUUUCACCGUUAUUCAGACGGAACAUUACCGGUGUUUAGACUGUACACGGCCGUUAGGCAGACGGACAGUUCGUCUACCUACAGCCAAGGAACGCAUUAAACGUCCAUGGAACGGUUAAACCGACAAGAAAACAGCCGAAUAACGUCAAAGAAACGUCCACUCAACGAACACUCGACCGCCCGAAGACCGUUUAAGUAACGGUAGAAACGGAUGGAUACGGAUUGAGGAACGUCUAUUAACGUCUAAUAAAGUCUAAAUAACGGUCGAAACGAACGUAAAACGUUUGAGAAACGACUUGACAACGAUUAAGAUUGGCGGGUUCUAGCUGACAAAGUUUUGGGCCUGCAUACUCUUCAUUUACUCAUCCGCUUUCAAUCGGAAUGGAUGACUAUUCAGAUGAGGUGGCACUUAUGCAGGCACAGCUUGAUGUGCAAGUUGCCAGAAUAAAUCUUUAUACAUAUGCUGUUCAAAGACAAAGGGCAAGGCUCAGACAGCAGAAGAAGCGAAGGCGCAGAUUCUGGUUUCGCCCAUGGCUUGGCAUCGAGAGGCGGAGGAGUUUUGGUCUUUACGACCAGUUGAUGGUCGAGCUGCGAGCUGAAGAUCACAAUUCCUUCUGCAAUUUCAUGCGGAUGCCACCGGAUAUGUUCAGUGAGAUCCUUCGCAGAGUCGGACCAAGAAUCACCAAGAAGCAUACAUGGUUCAGGGCCCCUAUUGAGCCUGGAAUGAAGUUAGCUAUAACACUUCGACAUUUGGCAUCAGGGGCCAAGUAUAUGGACAUGCGCUACGGAUGGAGGGUUCCGCAUAACACAAUCUCAAAAAUUGUGAGAGAGGUUUGUGGGGCGAUCGUGGAUGAGUACAUGAACGAAGUGAUGGCAGUGCCAACAUCACCUGAAGAGUGGAGGGUCAUCGCAGAUGGCUUUCGCACAAAAUGGAACUUCCCUCACACGCUUGGUGCAUUGGAUGGUAAACAUGUUGCAGUUCGGUGUCCACCAAAGUCUGGUUCAACGUACUUCAAUUACAAGAAGUUUUUUUCCAUAGUGUUGCUAGCUCUGGUAGAUGCGGAUUACAAGAUUAUCUGGGCCGACAUUGGAGGUCGUGGGGCAGCAUCAGAUGCCCAGAUCUGGAACGAUUCCGAUUUGAAAGAGGCAACAGAGUCUGGAGAAAUCAACCAUCCCCCGCCAGAUCCUCUUCCAAAUGACACUCAGUCCGUCGAUUGGUUCUAUAUAGGUGAUGAUGCGUUCGGUUUACGCAACUUCAUGCAGAAACCGUUUUCCCAAAGAAGUCUCACCAGAGAAGAACGUAUCUUCAACUACCGGCUGUCGAGGGCUCGCAGGGUGUCAGAAAAUGCGUUUGGGAUCCUUGCAAACAGAUUUCAGGUUAUGCUGACCACAAUGCAGCAUGACCCUGCGACUGUGCGUCUGAUCACUACUACUUGUAUCGUGCUUCACAACCUCAUGAGGACAAGAUACCCGACAAUGCAAAACCAGCUUGUUGACCGAGAGGAUGCCAACCACCAGCUCAUCCCCGGAGCAUGGAGACAGGACCGCCAUAUGGAAGACUGUGUCACUGUCCAGGGGCCAAACACAGGCAACAAGGAGGGCAAGCGGCUGCGCAAUCUCAUCAAACACUGGGUAAACUCUGAUGCAGGAGAAGUGUCAUGGCAGGACAACAUGAUUUAAAGGACAUAUUUCCCAUUAUAUUGCUAAUUGUGAAAAGUAGUAUUAUUGAAAUAAAAAAUACAAAGCCUGCCAAAAUAAGAAAGUAGUUUUUUCUUUAUCUACACUCCACCCCAUACACAAACAACAUCAAAGAUACAAGCAAAUAAUUGUAAUUUUAAUGCAAAUUAUUUAACUGUUAUUUACAGAUAUUUCAACAAAGUCCAGAAUGUAAUAUGUUCUUGCUUAUAAUCACACAUUAAUAAAUGU
Pecten maximus is the source of this 2147-nucleotide messenger RNA. RefSeq lists its product as uncharacterized. The coding region runs from base 603 to 1901 and encodes 432 amino acids. Lineage: Eukaryota; Metazoa; Mollusca; Bivalvia; Pectinida; Pectinidae. The record is from RefSeq and is a predicted model, not a curated record. The transcript is spliced from 3 exons.